Messenger RNA from Austrofundulus limnaeus, 1715 nucleotides. RefSeq names its product integrator complex subunit 12 (gene ints12). The transcript has 7 exons. Lineage: Eukaryota; Metazoa; Chordata; Actinopteri; Cyprinodontiformes; Rivulidae. Gene Ontology annotation, cellular component: integrator complex. The record is from RefSeq and is a predicted model, not a curated record. Gene Ontology annotation, biological process: snRNA 3'-end processing. Bases 94 to 1455 code for a protein of 453 amino acids.
ACGCCGCUCGGAAGAGAACGUUUUGUUUUCUGCUAAACCUGAACAAAUAUUCAGGUUGUACAACAGAAAGGAGAGGCACGGACAGUUUAAGCCAUGGCUGGACCAGUCAGUUUGGAGCUGGACCCCAUUUUUCUAAAGGGGCUCAGCUAUUUACAUUCCAAGAGCAAAGAUUCAGCUGAGAAGCUCAAAGCUCUGCUUGACGAGUCGCUUGCAAGAGGAAGCGACUCCUCCCACCGCUCAUUACAAAAGGAGGUGGAGGUGUCAAAGGGGUCUGUGUCAAAACUGAGCUUAAGUAAACCUGACUCCAAGUCUUCGAGUUCCUCGUCUUCUGGCAGCAGCAGUGGAAGCAGCAAAUCCAGCUCUGAGAAGAGCAAGAAAGACGCUGAAAAGAGGCCGUCUGAAAAGGUCAGAAUUGAAGUGGGUGAAGCGGAACCUCCGAAAAAGCCUCGUUUGGAAAGACAGGAGAAUCGCUCUUCUCCAGUUACAGUUCAGACCAGCAGAGACCUCCUACCAAACAUAAAUGACUACUAUGAGACUAAUGCUGAUGACUUUGCCAUGGAAAUGGGUCUCGUCUGUGUAGUCUGCAGACAAAUGACGGUGACAGUGGGGAACCAGCUGGUGGAGUGCCAGGAGUGUCAUAAUCUGUAUCACCAGGACUGUCACAAAACGCCGGUGACAGAUAAAGAAGUCAACGACCCACGGCUGGUGUGGUAUUGUGCUCGCUGCACCAGGCAGAUGAAACGCAUGGCCCAAAAACCCCCACAGAAACCGUCCCCGGCAUCUGCAUCAUCAGCACCAGUCGUAAAAGACACACUGGUGAAAAAGACAGAGCUCAAGCUGAAAACUGAUACAACCAGCACCUUCCAGGCCUUUAAAAGAACAGAAGUGAAGGCACCUGCUACAUUAGCAAACCCCACCAGCAGCGGCGCCUCCUCCUCUAGCAGUGGCCUCACUGGUUGGGCUGCAUUUGGAGCCAAAACGAACCCGUCUCUUCCUGCUACCUCCAAGCUGGUUCCCUCGGGCCCAAGUGGGAGCAGCAAGACGUCGACAACGCCCUCGGCUCAAAAACCUGUUGGGUUGUUGGGGCUCGCUGGAGCCAAGUCGGGUCUUGGAGGAGCAAAGAUAGCUGGGAACAGCAAUGGAAAUGGCUCCAGCCAAGUCACGUUGAAACCUCCUCCGCCUCUGACUUUGGGGAAGCAGGGUCUUAACCGCUCGCUGAGCGGGGACAGUCAGGGGAAAGGCUCUCCUGCUUCUGGGUCCAGCUCUCCUGGGAGCUCCCAGACAGGCAACGGAGGCAACGGAGGAAAUAACGGCGGGGGCAACGGGAACAAUGGGAAUGGGUCAAAGGUUGCACCAGGGGACAAAGCACCAACUUCUCAAGAGUCCCAGCUCAUCGCCAUGAAGCGUUUGCAGCUGGUCAAGAAGAAAGCUGCACAGAAGAAACUGAAGAAAUGAAUUUUGACAGGCAGAUACAGAAAAGGACGGAGGUGGUACGGCAGAAGUAGAAAGUACACAAAUAUGAAUUGUGAGCAUUUAGUGCCAGAGCAUCUGUGGACAAUCACCAUCUAGUCAAAUACUUGAAAUUAACUAUUUGUAAAUGCUGCUGGACUUUGUGUGCCUCUUCUCUCCUCACCUCACAAAUUUAACCAGUGAAAGAAAUGUCACUUUUAUUCAACCUGUCAAUAAAUUGUCUCUCAUACACUGACUAGCACUGA